Dicrocoelium dendriticum is the source of this 1008-nucleotide messenger RNA. The record is from the annotation of a GenBank genome assembly. NCBI's taxonomy places the organism in Eukaryota, Metazoa, Platyhelminthes, Trematoda, Plagiorchiida, Dicrocoeliidae.
AUGUAUUCUAUCAACCGCCAGCCUGCAUCGACUGGGGCAUCUUCGUCUUCGCCUGUUACUUACUCUACCAGCGGAGUAUCCCCUCCUGCAGAGCCCUACUUUUACCCCUACUUGCCUUUCGGACUGGCGCCUCCACCUCCGGGCUUACUUUUCGCCGCACUACGAGCAAACGCAAACAAAAAUGCAACAGGUCUAACAGAGGAGGUGGGUUACGUACGUCCACAGCUAACAAGCGGCGCCUUCAGAACGUCUGACAUGGCGUCCACUCCAAGAGACAACUUCUUCUUCGUCGCUCAACUUUGGACGCGUUUCUUCGAUUUUUUGGAACAGAGACCGGAUAGACAGUUUUCACACCUGGCCACAAACCUUACACUCGGGAACACCAGUCAGACCCAACCGAACGUGGAACACUUCCCCUCUAGCAUUGAACAGAGGCCCAUAUGCGAUCGGUUGAACGCCGAACUGGAGACGAAAAAUCUUGGAAACCAUGGGUCAGCCGCCCAAGUUCCUGCGCCACACAACACAGCUGUUUUCACUGUAAAGGAGCCAAUCGAUUUGGACCCCAUGGUGACCGUGCUGCAGCUGGAUGAGCACUCUGUCCCCCGAGUCGUGUGCAUCAGAACCAUCGAACAGGGCGCAUGUUUCGGUCCGUGGUCGUGUUCUCACCAAUACCUAAGAAAUAUUGCCUCUCCGAUGGUCCAAAAGCUUUCCGGACUUCACCGUGCUUCCUCCAGACGUAGUAACACAUACAUGCAGUCUGGCAGGUGGAUGUGCAUUCCGCCAUGGAUGACAUUCCUACGCAGUUCACAGACCGGAGGACGCACCCUACUCGAACGAUCAGGAGCUCACCCUAACUUGGCUAUCAUUGCACUGCCGCUACCUAACAAAUCCUCACUACCCAGUGUGGACAUCACGACAGAAAAUGGGAGGGGUGAUGCGCUGCAACACGUCAUACUCGUUCGAGCUUUGAGAACAAUCCAACCAGGCGAAGAGUUACUGCUAGAGUGA